Racocetra fulgida is the source of this 462-nucleotide messenger RNA. The record is from the annotation of a GenBank genome assembly. NCBI's taxonomy places the organism in Eukaryota, Fungi, Glomeromycota, Glomeromycetes, Diversisporales, Gigasporaceae.
AUGUUAUUCACAAGACUUGGUAAGACAAAAUUAUAUGGUGGUAAUAUCAUAUCUUUUAAAUACCAGAUAAUCAUUCGCUUAUAUACUGCCAAAAAACCAAUUAAACCCUCAAAAUUACAUGCACCGAUUUAUUAUGAAACAAUUCUUGAUGAUGGAAGUAAGUUCAUAUCACGAGUUCCUCUCGUUAAACCAACGGUUGCAAUGGAUAAAUUACCACCUCCACUUAAACCACCAAAAGAAAAUAAUCAUCACAAACUUACUGAAGAUGAGAUAAACGAAAUGAGAGAAUUAAGACUUUCAGAUCCUGAAAAAUGGACUCCAUUAUUCGUUGGACAAGCUGCUCCUUUAUCAAAAGAUAGAAAGGAAAUACUUGAAGCUAGGAAAGUAGCCCAAUUUAAUAAGAUGGGAUGGAAAAAGAGGUUUGUCAGAAAUGAAAGGGCUAGAAGAAGAGCUAAUUGGUGA